AUGGCUGUCACUGCCCUGUUCAAAGGAUCCCUGGCUGGCCCAGGAUACGUGAUCCUCAACGUGCUGCGCGGCAUCAACAUCAUAGCCUUUCUCGACCUCAUCGCCGCUAGCAUCGUUAUGCUGAUCAAAAUCACCCUCAACAACAACUUUUUCUUCUUUGAAGCGGUCACCCAUGUGAUCACUGCCAGUUUGAGCAUCUUCCUGAUCAUCUCGGAAUUGCCAAUCCUUGGAAACUUUUUUAACCGGUACUGCCCCCAGUUGGGCCAAACCGCAGGCUUUGGACCGUUGGCUUUUGUCAUGAUCGUGCUGGGGGUUGCCGUGCUGGGCAAUCUCAACAACGACGACUUUAGCGAGAAGCACCUCGGCCUCUCGAUGUGGAGGAUCGUGGCAUCUGCCGGCAUUCUGUCCAUGACCAUGGGGAUUGUCAAUUUUAUUGCCGGCUUCAUCUUCGCCGACUCUGCCAACUCUGUAACCGCCCGCCAGGUCCGCGCAUACGGCGCCGUGGCCGACAAAGUCGUCGACCGCAAGGGCAGCCAAAAGUCGUUCCAGCUGAGCCUGAACCGAGACGAGACUCUGCCCACCUACCGAGCUAGCAAUAACAAUAACAACAACAACACCGGCCGGUCCAUGUCGAUGCGCCAGGCUGACCGGAUUCCGCUCAAGAUCUCGAGCCCAGUCAAGGAUCGCACUGAUACGUCCUCGUCCAAGUAUAGCAGCAGCGAGGUGGACUUGACGAUGCCGAAUGCUGCUCACCAUCCGGCGUACUCCAACUUUGUUUGA
Messenger RNA from Talaromyces rugulosus, 780 nucleotides. RefSeq lists its product as uncharacterized. The record is from RefSeq and is a predicted model, not a curated record. The transcript is spliced from 3 exons. Bases 1 to 780 code for a protein of 259 amino acids. Lineage: Eukaryota; Fungi; Ascomycota; Eurotiomycetes; Eurotiales; Trichocomaceae.